AUGAAAAGAGAGCUGGAUAACGAUCCAGUGGUACUGGAAGACUACCUUUCGCAAGACCAGCUACAACAGCUGUCCAAAACGGCACCAGGUCCGGCCGUGAGUCCCGAAUUGGUGCACAAUUGGCAUUUCCAAUACGUGGUAGCAUGGCUUGAAGUCGUAUGUGACACCCAAUACACCAUAGACCAGGGCAAAGCAUUUUACGCGGGCAUUGCUUUUGACGAGAAACUCCUGCUUCAAGAUUUACAUGAAGCCUGCGAAGAUAGCAUAUAUGCACAUAUCCGGAGUCGCAUCUUAAGAACCGUCACUCAGAACAAGACUGUGCAACUGAAAGAGUGGGAUGUGGCCAUCAAGUAUAAUCUGUCACAGCGCAACGCUGCAGUUUGGUAUUCUCAAAACCCUGACACUCGGUUUUCGGAUUUGAGUUUGGUGGAACAGUUUAAAGUCUUGUAUGCAUGCAUAAAGUAUAUUGAACGGCGCAACCAAGGCUUCAGAAUGUAUUUGGGUAAUCAUUUAGCACAGUUCCAGUUUCCGGAGUACCUUUUGGAAAACAGGGUUUCGCUUUUGGUGCUUCCAGGCGGUAAAAUCGUCGAAAAAAGUAUAGUUGCAAGUGAAAACGCAGAACUACGAAUUCCGAUCAAACUUCGCAACUGCUGUGUACGGUACGAGGAUCAGGAAAGUGUGGAAGUGGUGCAAUUGGAUUUCGGACCCGACAUUGACGAGUUUUUGACUCAAAUCUCGCUUGCCUUCCGUGUUGUGACAGGGACGUGGGAUGAAUAUGUUGAAUAUUUGAAUAGUACCACGGAUGAGUCCAUACAACAAUUUCUUGCGGGGCAAUUGCCGGUGAUUGCAGAUGUGGAAUUGAACGGACGUCGAUUGCUGGCGAAUCGCGAACGCGAGAGGUCAAUGGCGGAAUUGCUGGUAAGACGGAAGCGGUCGUCCAGGCUAGUGGCACGCGAAGAAGAUACUAAACGUCGAGAUUUGGAGGCCAGAUGGCAUGAAAAACUCGAUGAACGGGACCAUUAUCUGAGAACCCGCCAGCGCGCCGUGGCAAAGGUCAGUAAAGCUAUCAAGGACUCGAUGUGGCCCCAAUUAUGGGAUAAAUUUGAGCAAGACGUAAAGCUGGAGAAACUAAGGCGCAGAACGUAUGCGCACGAGAACUAUGCUGCCCAGAUGGCUGAAGUGGACGCAGUGGUGUUGGAAAAGGGCGAGAAGUUUUCGCGUCCGCUUAUUGAUAUCGAGGAACCCGCAGACGGUCCACUGAAGGCACUUUCGUUGGAACUGCCCGACGAAGCGGUCAUUACGCAAGAGGAACUACAAGAGUUGGCCAACCAUGGCGUGUCUGUGGCUGAUUACGGUCCGGACUCGCAAGACUGGGUGUUCCAGUGUCCAUGCAACGUGGCUCGCGGCGUGAACCUCAAUGAAAACGAGGCCGUUAAACAACACACGUUGGUAUGCUGUGAUAUGUGUCUACGGUGGCAGCAUUUGGAGUGCCAGCACGACGAAUGGAUCGCGAUGUUGGGAGAGGCACGACAGAAACCCUUGAAUCGUCGGGACUUUGCCACUGCAACGCUGGGACGUGGUGCUGAACGCAGCCAGGGAUCGCAACGCCGCAGCACACGACGCACAGCGGAGCCCGAGUUGCCCUUUGCUACACAGCAGCGUCCUGUCACAUCGGCAAACUCGCUUCCAGAGACCUUUGUGUGUGGAUGGUGCAUGCAGACUUUGGAAGCAGGGCUGCGAGCUGUGUUUGGCCAAGAACUGAGCGAGACUCGCGCAGAACAACGCAAAUUACACGAAGAGCGUGAACGACGCAAGCGAGCUAAGGAAGAGCGUAAGACAAAACUUGCAAUUGAUCCCACACCAGUGAAAUUGGUCAAACCUAAUCAACCGGCAGAUUCCGCGAACCCGAAGAAACCUGCAGAUUCUACAAACAUGAUGAAAACGGCAAAGUCAGCUGUUGGAAUACCUACAAUAAUGCUUCCGUCCCAGCUAUGA
Lachancea sp. 'fantastica' is the source of this 1995-nucleotide messenger RNA. Lineage: Eukaryota; Fungi; Ascomycota; Saccharomycetes; Saccharomycetales; Saccharomycetaceae. The record is from the annotation of a GenBank genome assembly.